This is a messenger RNA of Orbilia oligospora ATCC 24927, 690 nucleotides long. RefSeq lists its product as uncharacterized. The record is from RefSeq and is a predicted model, not a curated record. Bases 1 to 690 code for a protein of 229 amino acids. Gene Ontology annotation, cellular component: fungal-type vacuole; endoplasmic reticulum. Gene Ontology annotation, molecular function: peptidyl-prolyl cis-trans isomerase activity. The transcript is spliced from 8 exons. Lineage: Eukaryota; Fungi; Ascomycota; Orbiliomycetes; Orbiliales; Orbiliaceae. Gene Ontology annotation, biological process: protein folding; protein peptidyl-prolyl isomerization.
AUGUUGGCGUUCAACCGUAUCCUCACCUUCCUCAUGGUGGCGAUGACCUUCGGCGUAGUUAUCGCCGAAGGUCCCAAGGGCCCCAGAAUCACCCACAAGGUCUUCUUUGAUAUCGAACACGGUGAUGAGAAACUCGGACGAAUUGUUAUCGGAUUGUACGGAAAGACUGUUCCAAAGACUGCUGAAAACUUCCAUGCUCUCGCUACCGGCGAAAAGGGAUUCGGUUAUGAGGGAUCUACUUUCCAUCGUGUCAUCAGUGACUUCAUGAUUCAGGGCGGUGACUUCACCAAGGGUGACGGCACUGGUGGCAAGUCGAUCUACGGCGAGAAGUUUCCUGAUGAGAACUUCAAGCUGAAGCACACCCGCAAGGGACUUUUGAGCAUGGCCAACGCCGGACCAGACACCAACGGAUCUCAAUUCUUCAUCACCACUGUCGUCACCAGCUGGCUCGAUGGCCGCCACGUCGUCUUCGGUGAAGUCGUCGAGGGUUAUGAAAUCGUCGACAAGAUCCAGAACGUCCCAAAGAACCACGGCGACAAGCCACUCAUCCCCGUCAAGAUCGCCAAGAGCGGUUCCCUCCCAGUUCCAGAAGAAGGUAUCCAAGAAGAAGUCAAAUCCGAUGCCCCCAAGGAUACACCAGCUCCAGCUGCCGAAGCCCCAGCUGCCGAUGCUCCCAAGGAGGAGUUGUAA